GCGUCGUUAGCGAAGCGGGAGAUAGUGUCCCUGUAGUGGCCAUCGGCUUAUCGUGGAAUUGCAGCUUCCGUUUAUCGCUGAGGGAAAGCCCCCCUCGUAGCAGCCCACCGCCCAGACGCGCUGCGAGGACGCGCACUGCCACACUUGCCCUCGUUCCUUUCGGAGGACACACUGAGGAAUAAAACGGUUACUGCACAGUUCCUCCCGGCAAGCAGUGAAGUUAACGUCGGUCGCCUGCUCAUUUUAUGUCGUCGUUGUUGAUGACAAUAGUUUAGACUGUUAACAGAUGAAAAAUGCACGCAAAAUAGUGUCUGAAAGAGAUCAUGCACCAGAAUAGUUCAGUUAAAUUGCUUUGGCUGGUGAGCUGAGGCAGAGAUGCACAGGGGGAGAUCAGGACUUGACAAACUGUAAGCCAGCACGAGAUUUGAAGAUUAAAACAUUCCUCUAGCCCAUGAUUGGGGUCUCUCAUGUCACAGCAUAAUGUCCACCCCUCCUGGGCCACAGCCAUUUCCUGAUUGUAGCCUUUGAAGCAGCAUCAAGCCGCAGUGUAAGGGUGACUGAGUGAUCCUGUCAGCUGCCUGUUGUCCCUGCAGUGCGCUGCACAGGGGCCUGCUGUAGCAGGGAGCUCAGGCCGGGUGGAGUCUGACAUGGCAGCCGGCUGAGCCCAGGUUUGGGAAGAUCAGUGUCCAGCAGAAGGAUUGCUGCUGUCAGCUUGGACGUCCUCAGUCCUGCUUCCAAGGGGCCCCUUUCUUUAGGGUGCCAACAAGAGGGAUUUAUCAGAGGGUAAAUAAGACAGGACAUAAACGAAGGAACAACUUUUAUUGAAUGUCCAUCCAUCCAGACAUUUACUGCUUUGCUGGCUGAGCUGUGAUGCCCCAGUGAGGCAGCAGCUCGAGGUCUUCCCAGAGCCUGCAUGAAGUUUCUUCUGACCAUGCGGCUUCCACCCAGUCCAGCAAAAGGGCAGAAUUCAGUGAAUGACAGUCUCAGUCACUUUUGAGGAAUUAUUUUUCUGCUGAUCCCCACAGCUGAUCUGCCAGGCAGCUGCAGAAAUGGCGGCUCCACCUUGAGGCCCAGCGAAGGAAGUGCCAUCAUUCCAUUCUCUUGGGAGAGAAGACAGCCGGUGCCGCACUGAGAGGAGAGAGAUAGUGAGGUCCAAAUAUUUCAGGGAGAGCCUUGGCCUCAAACCAGUGAAGCUCUGAGUGUGUAACUUCAGGAAGGUGUCCCUGGGAGGGAAACCUGACUCCAGAAGCCUGGGAAGUACUUGUUGAGGUUCUGUCUUUGUGCCGGUAGCAAGCCCAGUGUCCUACAGAAGCACAUCCGCUCACACACUGGGCAAAGUCCCUGUCCCUGUGGCCCGCACCACACGCCCCAUACCCGCCGAGCUCCGUCUGGUGAGGAACGCAGUCUGAGCGGUUCUGAAGGUGGGCGACCAGCAGAGGAGCAGGCGAAGCAGCCGGAGGCGAAAGCAUGAGCUCAGAGGGUGAAUCUGGGCAGCGUGGGAGCACCUCCUCGUCUACAGAGGAGCACGGACGGACUGCCUCGCAGGAGAGCAGCACCACACCGUUAUCUUCUGCUAAGGAGGCCCAGGGAAUAAAAGAUUUUCUGCCAGCAGAGGGCGCCCAUGCAGUCAAGCAGCGGCUGGCCCUGCGACUGAGUGAGAGGAGGCAUGCUCCCCUAGGGUCCUACGAGGAGGCCCCUGCCUCCCUGGACCUCUGGAGCAGGGGCAGCACCGAGUCCGGCUAUUUCUCCCGCUCUGACAGCGGCGACUGGUCCCAGGCAAGCCCCCCAAACACAGAGGCCAAGAGUUAUGCUGAAAUUAUACUUGGCAAAUUUGGACGGUUAGAUCAGUGGCACAGGAACCAACAGCAGCAGUGUGCAGGGUCCGCGGAGCCAGGCGAGAGACGGAGAAACGUCCCGAUAAACGUGCCGGCCAAUCAGGUCAUUGAACACAUCACCAAGCUCAUCACUAUCAACGAAGCUUUGAUUGACACCAGAGAAAUUGACAGUGUGAAACCUAGACGAUCCUCUCUGUCCAGGAAGAGCAGCAUAGAAGUGCCCAAGAUCUCAGCUCCCAAAGCACCUGCCUCCAAUAGCAGCGGCUCAGUUGAUGUGGGAUUGUCCAGGGACCCCCUCCAUCCACGCUUUCUGAGGGUGGGCUUGCUCGCCACUCGCCUGUACACAGCCCCCCUGCUUAGGAGCCACUCCCUCCCUUCGCCGACUGGUGCUGCGGACUCUGCCACCCGCAGAUUCCGCUUCAGCCACUCCUUCGACGAAUGGCAGGCCUCGCCGGCCGGCAAGCGGCUGGGCCGGCAUCACGGCACACUGAGGCGGCAGCCCGCCCUGGAGGUCCCUGCUGAGCCAGAGCCCAUUCUCCACGAGGUGCCUCAUCGAUCCAGUGUCACCACGGUGAUGCCUGGUCCUUGGCAACACCAGUACAUCAACACGCCCGGCGGCCAGCAAAAGGAAAGCAAGAGCUACGUCUCUCAUUGCCGAGGGCAAGAAGUCUUAAGGGCUGAUGGAUCCAGCUUCCCCACUGGAUAUCUGGCGGAAGAGCUGAACAACAUUUCCAGAAAGGAAGUAUUGAUCCAGAGGUUGCACAAGAGGCAGAAAGAGGGAAGCCAGGAGCAUGAGGUGGAUCCUUCCAAGGUGCCUGAGAUAGCUGCUCCUUUCCCCCCUACGUCCACAUGCACAGGCAGGCAGAGGAACAGUGCCGUAGGGGAAAGGUGGGACAGGGCAGACGAGGCGUCACAGUCAGGCUCAGAUGGGACAAACACCGGAAAGGGCAUCUCCGUGAUUCAGCACACCAGCAGUUUUGAGAAAAAGGAAAAGGUGUUUUCUGCUUUCUCCUUCAACAAGGACCAUCACCUAGCGCAAAGAGAGCUGCCAAAGUCACACUCCCACGCUCGUCUGCUGCGCCAGCCCAGCGUUCAGGUGCCCGAGCUUCCGUUUACAGAGGAGCCAGGCGGCAGUAUCGCGAAGCCCUCCAACACGGACGCAGUGUUCCAGUGGCCAAAGCGCAGCUCAACCUUGGCCCAACUCCCAACAGAAAAACUGCCCCCCAAGAAAAAGUGCUUACGCCUGGCUGAGGCGGCUCGAGCCUCCAGGGGUCUCUGCGUGAGCUCACUGCCAUGUAACUCCCUCCUCCGCAUCUCCACAUCUAAUGACAAAAUACCUCAAGCCAGUCCUGAAGUGGUGCCUGCAGCAGCUCCUGAGGGUGUUCAGGUGAGCCACACGAUGACAGCACUUUCGCAUCUUCAGCACCCACAGAUGCUGCCCAGCUAUUCAGCCCAAGCCAGAGAUCCCUGCUGCCCACCCGCAUGGAACAAAGGACAGAGGUGUCAGCCCACGAGAGACCCCAUCUGUGGAGCAUCUGGCCAGAACAGACCUUCAUGCCAGACAAGUGGAGAGGAGCUUCUGCAGGUCUGCCCCAGUAACCCAGACCCAGCUGUGCUUCAUGCUAAUUUCAGCCCAAGUCCAGCAUCUGAUUUUAACCACAAAACAACAAAAAAUUCUAGCGAAUCAAGCCUGGCUUCUCCUCCUCCUGAACCUGUUACUGACGUGAGAGCUGCCUGGUCCCCCUACAGGGUGAAUUCAGACGCCGUGGAGCUCUCUCUGUGCCCAGUGCCUCCUCUUUCCUGCAGUCAGUCAGCUGUCUGCCUCCUUCCCUCGCCCUCAUUAAGGAGCAGGUCCAGUUCUGUCACCAUGCAGCCGGGGCUGCAAACGGAAUCCAGACCAUCCCCAUCUCUCUCGCAGAGCCAGAUCCCUGUGGUCCCUCAGGAUCCCGACCGUUUGCCUGAUCCCGCUCCCUCUGAGCUUCUGAGGCCCGUCACUGCGCUGGCGGUACCGGUUCGCUCUCAGACCCCUGUAGCCAAAUACGGAAGCGCCGUGUACACGACACAGUCACAGAUCCCUGCACUGAAACAGAAGGAUCUAAUCUGCUCUGCUGUAACCAAAAGGAAGCUGGAGGAUGACUGUCAAAAGCCACACACAGUGAUCGCCCCCUCUGACAUUCAGGGGCACCAGGGCCUACUGCUGCCCCUGACGCCAGCUGCUAUGGAGACUGAGAAGGGGCAGGGGAGCGCCCUCUCGCCGGCGCGCGGCCUGGAGCUCAGCCCUGACACAGAGCAUCGGCAGAAGCGCGCAAAGAGGGAAGAGGAGACUGAUUAUAGUGACAGGGAUGGUAGCGGAGGAACAGGAACUGACGAGCAGAGUUCGAUCACAAACCCACCUCUGAUGUCUGAAAAGAAAGAGGAAGAUGAUGCGGCAGCAGAGGAAGUGGAUUCCAGUGAUAGCAGGAAGGGUGAAUCAGUGACGGGGCAGGCGCAGGGAGACGGCAGGCAAAGGAAGCCGCUGGGGGCACUGAGCUCUGAGGCGUACCCCUGCCUGCACACCGCCACCUCGCUAAGCUGGUGCUUCCUCUGCCCGUCCCCCCAGAGCGACACACAGCCCCCAGGCAGCUCCUCCCAGCCCAGCGCCUUGCCCGGCCUGAACUCGCUCGGUCUCUCCACCAGACUGGCCCUUUCCCUCCUUCAGUCCAAGCAGAAGCACAGGCCUGCACUCUACACCACUGCCAGCACGACGCAGCCCACAGCCUCCGAGCUGCUUCCUGCCGGGAAACCGCAAAUGUCCCAUGGAGAUAUGCGGCAGGGCGGUGCUGAUGAACGUACCCAGGCAGAAGCUGCCACACCUAGUGCACCAGCAGCAUCCAGGGAACCCACUCCCACUGCGGAGUAGCAAGAGAGGAGUGACCAUCCAGGAUGAGGCAUGAUCCAGCUCCAGACGAAGCCAUUGCAGAGAGAGGCAUAUCACGAGGUUCUGGACUUGGAAGGUCUCUUUGGGAACAUCAAGAAGGUGAUAGGAGCAACCUGGAGCUGGAGAUGCGAGCACCAGCAUUCUGUGGGUCAGCUGCAUUGUGGAAGAUGACAAAGCAUCUUUUCUCACUGUAAUAUCUUCUCAUUUCAUUUUGUUUUACUAAAAAUCCUCUGGGUGUUUCUGUGUGGUAUCACAAGGUUCUGUGCCUGCAGCUCAUGGCUGAAUGUGUGGUGCGCGUGUGUGUGUGUGUGUGUGUGUGUGUAUGGUCCAGGUAUACAUUACAUUGUGGGGACAUUUGUUCCCCACAAUGUGAUAAAAACCUGUUAUUUUGAUGUUGUG
Molecule: messenger RNA, 5151 nt
Organism: Paramormyrops kingsleyae
Lineage: Eukaryota; Metazoa; Chordata; Actinopteri; Osteoglossiformes; Mormyridae
Biological process (GO): regulation of transcription by RNA polymerase II
Cellular component (GO): nucleus
Molecular function (GO): RNA polymerase II cis-regulatory region sequence-specific DNA binding; DNA-binding transcription factor activity, RNA polymerase II-specific
Source: RefSeq, a predicted model, not a curated record